Glycine soja is the source of this 2183-nucleotide messenger RNA. RefSeq names its product mitogen-activated protein kinase kinase kinase 1-like. Gene Ontology annotation, molecular function: protein kinase activity; ATP binding. Bases 144 to 1466 code for a protein of 440 amino acids. Lineage: Eukaryota; Viridiplantae; Streptophyta; Magnoliopsida; Fabales; Fabaceae. Gene Ontology annotation, biological process: protein phosphorylation. The transcript is spliced from 9 exons. The record is from RefSeq and is a predicted model, not a curated record.
GACGCACACGCGCAGAGAAAAAGAAGAAAGUACAGUAGUGGAUGUCUUGAAUUGCGCGCCUAGUGCCACGUGGCAUUAAGAGUGCCGUCUCUGCCUAAUAUGUUUUGGAAGAAAGAAGAAAGAGUCAGUGCGUUGCGCGUGUAAUGGAAGCUGAGCGGAAGCGCUUGAAGCCACGCCUUGAGCGUCGGAACGCUAUGAAGAACAUCGACUACCAAUUGAAGGACGAGGACGCAGACGCAGACGCAGACGCAGCUUAUUUGAAUCAACGGAGUUUCCGAGUCAAAGGAAUCGACGGCGAAUUCGACCGCAUCCUUCGCAGCCUGGGCCUCUCUGGGCCCGAGGACUUUGCCAUCCCUGCUGCAGCCUGGGAAGAAGCCCGGGCCCAUAAAGCCCGCAGCAGCGUCCAACCGAGAGAGGGGGGAAUAAAGGGUGUUCGGCCUCCCGUUUUGGAACCGCCGUUGGUCACCUCUGCUUGGACCUCCCAACAACAAACGGAGAGGGUUCCACCUUCUGAUUCUGUGUCACGUGAUGACGAUGUUGCUGUCGAAGCUCAAACUGAAGAGGUUUCUGGUUUUGCUGAUGACCACGGGUCGUUUGAUAUUCAUAAUCUGUCCCCAAAUGGAAGUGGGUAUUUCCGGUCGUGGCAAAAGGGCGAUAUCCUAGGAAAAGGCUCCUUUGGAACCGUCUAUGAAGGUUUCACCGAUGAUGGGAAUUUUUUUGCUGUAAAGGAGGUGUCUUUGCUGGAUGAUGGAAGCCAGGGCAAACAGAGCCUUUUCCAACUUCAGCAGGAAAUAUCUCUUUUGAGUCAGUUCCGACACGACAACAUAGUCCGAUAUCUUGGCACUGACAAGGAUGAUGAUAAGCUGUAUAUCUUCCUCGAGCUUGUAACAAAAGGAUCAUUGGCAAGUCUCUAUCAAAAGUACCGUUUAAGGGACUCUCAAGUUUCUGCAUACACACGACAGAUUUUAAGUGGCUUGAAGUAUCUUCAUGAUCGUAAUGUGGUUCACAGGGACAUCAAGUGUGCCAAUAUAUUGGUUGAUGCCAAUGGGUCCGUCAAGCUUGCAGAUUUUGGAUUGGCAAAGGCAACCAAGUUGAAUGAUGUUAAAUCAAGUAAAGGCUCCCCGUACUGGAUGGCCCCUGAGGUUGUUAACUUGAGGAACCGUGGAUAUGGACUAGCAGCUGAUAUAUGGAGCUUGGGAUGUACAGUUUUAGAGAUGUUGACACGGCAACCUCCUUACUCUCACUUGGAAGGAAUGCAAGCGUUAUUUCGGAUUGGCAGGGGUCAACCUCCACCUGUUCCAGAAUCUUUGUCCACUGAUGCCCGAGAUUUCAUUCUUAAAUGCUUACAAGUUAACCCAAACAAACGGCCAACUGCUGCCCGGCUAUUGGACCAUCCAUUUGUAAAGAGACCACUUCUAUCUCCCAUAAGUCCUGUUUCUCCAAGUAUUAAUCUUUUAAUGUCGUAAGAGCUCUCAGUCACCUCUAACAUUGGCACGGGGAAAGGUCGGAUCCAUCAACUAUUUUUGAUUGUUUAUUCUAACAGAUCGAGUGAUAAAGACCUCAGGUUUAGACUGGUGAAAUAUACAGGAAAAGGUCAGUAGUUUUGCAGAUAUAUCUGGAGUUGGACCAUACAAUCUAAAGCUGAUUUGGUUAUAAUCACUUACAUUAGAUUAGACCACCAUGCCGGUCCCUGAUGACGGGUCUUGUGACUAGAUAUGUGAAAUGGAGAAUAAGAAGACGGGCUUCUGCAUUUCCACCAGGAGAGAGCUAAGGUCAUAUACUUAGAGCUGAGCUGUUCGUUCUUUUUGUCAAGCAAUAGUUAUUAGAGCAACGGUUUCGAGUAUUUAUAGUCACAGGCACUCUCCCUUGACAUGUGUAAAUAGAGCUAGCCAAGAAAGGGAAGUGUGCACCUAACAAAGGAAGCAGCCUUUAUUGUAUUAAUUGCUUGCACUUUCUCUUCAAUUAGAGCAACAAUGAACAUUCACGUUUGAUCAAUUGGAGCAUUUUCGUAGUUUAUAAUUAUGCUGAUUCAGGAAAGAAAAAGUAUAUACUUUACGUUGGAUUAUUUCCUAUUACUAAGCUUGGUGGUAGUUAGUUUGGCUUGAUGGCCCUAGAAAUAGAAUCAGCUCGAACAGCUACACAUACGCCAUUUGCAUUUAUUUGAUACUUCUACCACUUCUACA